Molecule: messenger RNA, 852 nt
Organism: Fragaria vesca subsp. vesca
Lineage: Eukaryota; Viridiplantae; Streptophyta; Magnoliopsida; Rosales; Rosaceae
Product: methyl-CpG-binding domain-containing protein 7-like
Exons: 6
Coding region: 1-852 (283 amino acids)
Molecular function (GO): DNA binding
Source: RefSeq, a predicted model, not a curated record
AUGAUGGUGACUCCGGCGAAAAAAGAAGACGAUCCCAGAAGCUGUAGGCAACUGCAACUGGUCCCUGCUUCACGCUUUGGACUCCCAGAUGGUUGGUCCGUUGAGGAAAGGCCCCGUCGCUCCAGCCAAACAGUUGACAAGUAUUACAUUGAGCUUCACACAGGACUGAAGUUCCGUUCACUGGCAGCUGUCCACAGAUACCUAACAGAUGGGAAAAUUGAUAUACGUAGCACAAUAGAAAAAUCAGGCAGUCAAUGCACAAUCCAACCCUUCAGGAGAAGUUCCUUCACUCUACCAGAUGGUUGGGAAAUUGAGGAAAAGCCACGAAAGAAUACUAAUUCAAGUCACUCUGACAAGUAUUAUAUUGAGCCAGGGACUGGAAGGCGCUUUCGUUCUUUGAUAUCUGUUGAGAGAUAUCUAACAGAAGAAAAUGAAGACACUCCACUUCAGGCAUUGAUACCUGCCAAUAAGUCCAUUCUUUCAAGUGGUUCUGGCAGUCAGAAGAAGAAAGUCAGGUCCCUGGAAUUAAUUUCUAAGCACUCACCAUUUUUGAAUGAAUGUUAUAAUAGCACACUCGAUGCAGUGGAACUCAACACUUGCGUAACACCUGCUAAGCAUCCUAGUUCUCCGAAGAAAAUUAUUUGUGGAGAUUCCAGUAGACCCUCAGAGCUCACUAAUGGCAGGAUUGGCAGCCCACCAAGAAAAGUUAAAUGGGUCCUCGCCGGUCCUGGGGGGAAUAUGUGGAACCCCUUCAUGGACGACUCUAGUAUCGCUGAUUCUGUAAAGCUAAAGUGGUCUGAGAUUUUCAAAUCAUCAAUCUGUGACGAAACUGCAAAGGCACCAAGGUCUUGA